AUGCCUGACUUGCGGAACUUAGAUGGUGCCGUUAUUGAUGAUAGCGUGAUCCCGUUUACCGGUGCGCAUACCAACUACGUGGAACCACCUCUUAAUGUGGAUAACGCAAUAACUGGGACACAGUCUUCAAUACAAAGUAGUAUGUCAAAUAUAAAUACGACACAAAUUAAUUUUUCACCUAUUUUUUCCACAAAUGUUGCUGCGACUACAAUGAUCACAUCUGCUCAAUAUUCAUCGCAUGGUUUAUAUGGAAUUUCGUCACAUUCUUCGCUGCCUUUUGGGUCCGGAGGCGUGGACAUGGCUAUGAAUCAACCAACAGCAUAUGCGGGCUUGCCUAAGGAACAUAACCACGUGGGGCUCUAUAACAAACUGCCUUCAGUUGUAGGUGGACCCCAAAUGAACUCUACAUUUGCUCAUUCAUCCGCUUGCGUGUUUGGUCAGAGCCAGCACGUACCAAUGAGUUCAGUUUAUACGUCCACUUAUGGAGGAAGCGUCUUUCAAAACGCGCAACUACCUCGCGUCACAUCUUUGGUUAAUGGAGAUGGGUGCAGUGCUGCCACACAAUAUAACCCCUUCUCUCCUGCACGCAACUAUUUCGGGCAACCACAGGGAGGUUUUGCGCCCGUCAACGAUAGUACAUGGAGGCAGGUUCAGAAUAGUUCAGACGUGAGUUUAAACCCAUCACAUAUAGCGUCUAGACAGGCGAUAAGCAAAGAUUUGCCACCUUUCUCCGGGAGGCCAGAAGAAUGGCCAUUGUUUAUAACAAACUAUGAACAAUCAACAGAACGCUGCGGGUUUUCUGAACAAGAAAACUUAAUACGAUUACAAAAAUCACUGCGCGGUGCCGCUCUUGAAGCUGUUCAAGGAAAAUUGAUGAUGCCAUCUACAGUUCAUCUAGCCAUCGAAACUCUUCGUAUGCUUUUCGGGAGGCCAGACGUUAUACAUAACACCCUACAACGGAAAUUGAGACAGAUGCCAGCAGUGAGGACCGAUCGACUAAAUACACUUAUCGAUCUCGCGUUGGGUGUACAAAAUUAUAGAGCAACCAUGCAAGCAUUAGGUCUGAACGACUAUCUCAACGACCCUAUGCUAAUCAAUGAGUUGCUGAGUAAACUUCCUGGAGAUAUGAAAUUAGACUGGGGUCGUCGUCGAAUGACCAUCUCAAGGGUAGAUGUCGUGGCCUUUGAUGAAUCGUUAUUUGCGCUGGCUUCAUGUGCAAGCCAGGUAACGCCACUUAAUGAAACCAGCGGUAACGCUGCGGAAGAAAAGGUAUUAGGAAAGAGCAAUAGGCAAAGAGUUUUCGUGCACGACGAAAUCCCAAAGGAGCUUAGCCCCACCAAAACGCGUAAUGAGGAAACUAAACAUUCCAUAGCUUGUUCUCUAUGCGGCAAAGAGCACAAUCUUGCCGAUUGUCCAAACUUCCUAACAAAGAGCCGAAAUGAACGUUGGCAGUUAAUCAAGGACAAAAGGCUAUGCAUUCGAUGCUUUAAGUCCCACAUGGUUAGACGCUGCACCUCUAAGCAAGUUUGCGGGGUAGAUGGAUGUAGAAUGGUGCACAACCCACUACUACAUAGCCAAAAUGCUGCAGUUAAGACUAGUCGGGUAAAUACAAUCCUAGUUCAUCAACGUAAGUUUAGGAGAGCCAUUUUUCGUUACAUUCCGGUAAUAUUGUAUGGUCCUAAAGCCACGGUGGAGAUAUUUGCGUUAAUUGAUGAGGGAGCAUCUUGCACGUUGAUGGACAGUAAAUUGGCUGAGCAGCUAGGUCUCGACGGCCCUGGUGAAGACUUGUGCUUGAGAUGGACGGGCGACAUAACACAGCAGGAGGUAAACUCAAAGGUUUUAAACUGUGAAAUAUCUGCAAGAGAGAAAAAUUCUAGGCGAUAUCGUAUGCACAAUAUUCGAACAAUCACUGACCUUGAGUUACCGCAACAAACUCUCAACGCAGACACUUUAAAUGAGCACAAACACCUGAAGUCAUUGCCUAUUCUACCAUACACCGACUGCAAAGCGCGAUUAUUAAUAGGAUUGGACAACACGGCUAAACUUUGCGUACCUGUGGAGGUGAGUCAAGCUGAAGGUGAUGAUCUAAUAGCUGCGCGUUGUAAAAUAGGUUGGUCAGUAUAUGGUCAGGAUAAGUCGGCAUAUCAGCCAGACGAAAAUCUGCUCCACGUUUGCACCUGUACUAAAUAUGAUCAGCUUGAUAACUUAAUGAAAGCCUAUUUCUCUAUCGAUUCGGUGGGUAUCAAUCCUGUUCUCAAACCCCUUAGAUCAAGGGCAGACGAGCGUGCUUACCACAUAAUGGAGAAAACAGUUUUGUAUGAUGCCAGUGUUAAGAAAUGGGAAACGGGCCUCUUGUGGAAAUAUGACCACAUUGACUUGCCCGACUCCUAUCGAAUGGCAUAUAAUCGUCUCCAAUGUCUGGAAAAGAAGAUGGAAAAGAGCCCCGAUCUGAAGCAAUAUCUUGUUGGGAAGUUAAAUGACUAUCUCGAAAAGGGUUACAUAAGAAAACUAAAAGUCGAGGAAAUAUCGAAAGGAGGCAAAUCUUGGUUUAUUCCAAUAUUCACAAUUGAGAACGUUAAAAAAAAUAAAUUGAGAAUCGUGUGGGAUGAAGAAGCUAAGAAGACACUACCAAAUGCUGUGGCAACAAUUGUCGAAAAUACGUUUGUGGACGAUUGGUUGCAUAGUAUGGAUGAUGAGGAAGAAAUGAUUCGACUAGCUACUGACGUCCGCUUCAUCCAUUGUGAAGGUGGGUUCGAGAUGCGAAACUGGUUGUCGAAUUCUAAACGAGUUCUGCAAGCGCUCUCAAGUAAGCAUGAACCCGCGAAUAAAUGCUUCAUAGAGCCAGGAUCAGAACUUCAAAAGGUUCUUGGUAUGUGGUGGUUACCAACCAGUGACGAACUAACCUUUGUUCACAGGUUCAAACCGGAUAUCUUCAAUGAAUCCACUUUUCCAACGAAACGACAAAUGCUUCGAGUAAUGAUGACUAUAUUCGACCCUUUGGGUCUGUUGGGGUUUAUUGUAAUUAAAGCUAAGAUGAUAUUACAAGAUGUGUGGCGAUCGGGCGUAACUUGGGAUGAGCCUGUACAUGAUAAAGAACGUUCCGCUUGGUGGCAGUGGCUGCGAAAGCUACGCUGUAUUGAUAAAAUCCGUAUUCCAAGGUGCUACACUUUCGCAAAUCGCAGCAGCGAUAACCAACUUCAUAUCUUCGUUGAUGCUAGCAUAUCAGCAUAUGCUGCUGUGGCCUUUCUUCGUUCAAGUAUGGGCGACAAAGUUCAUUGCUGUCUCGUUGCCUCCAAGACACGAGUUGCUCCGUUGAAGCCACUCUCAGUGCCGAGACUUGAGUUGAUGGCAGCCAUCUUAGGACUUCGUCUAGCUAAGUUCAUAAGAAAGGAACUCUCCAUACAAAUUAACCGCCGGAUCUUCUGGUGCGAUUCGAAGGAUGUCCUAUAUUGGAUUAGGUCUGACGCCAGAAAAUUCAACCAGUUUGUAGCUGUGCGAAUUGGCGAAAUUCUAGAGGAUUCACAAAUCAACGAGUGGCGGUGGGUACCAACGAAGGAUAACGUAGCUGACGAUGGUACAAAAUGGUACAAUAAUAUGGAAUUAAACAGCUCUGGGAGAUGGCUUACGGGCCCUGAAUUCCUAAUUCUAUCAGAAACUCUCUGGCCAACAUCCGAAUUCAAAGAGCCACAAGCCGUAGCAGAAACUAUACAGCACGUAACAAUUGAUUCUUCGAAAGAUAUUGGUGAUACGCAACCAGAUCCUACAAGGUUUAGUAAGUGGGAAAAGUUGCGCGCUGUACAGAUGUGUGUUCUUCGUUUUCUCCGUUUGACUAUGAAGAACACCGCUAGAAAUCCAGUUACUCAAACAAUUAUUUCCGAUAGCACCUGUACAAGUGCCGAACUACUUCUCUUCCGCAAGUGCCAGGAAGAAUGCUAUGGCGCAGAGUUUGAUCAAAUAAAAAAAGGCGCGCUGGGACUGCUACGCGUAAAGGGUCGGAUCGAAGAAGCAAGAGGAGUGACAACAGAUCUCAAACAACCGAUUAUACUUCCCCGUAACAAUAUUGUUACUCAUUUGGUCACAGAUUUCUAUCAUAGAAAGUUCCAUCACCACCACAACGAGAUAGUGGUAAAUGAGAUGCGCCAGCGAUUCUGCAUUAAUGGUCUACGAGCUUUGGUGCGGAUGAUAUCAAAAGUAUGUCAACAAUGUCGUAAUCGGAGAGCCACACCGAAUCCACCAGAAAUGGGAAAGUUACCACCAGAGCGUCUCGCGUCAUUCACUGAUCCUUCCGCUUAUACAGGAGUGGAUUAUUUCGGACCCUUCGACGUGACGAUUGGCAGAAGGCAUGAGAAGCGUUGGGGAGUUGUUUUUACCUGCAUGACUAUACGUGCCGUACAUAUUGAGAUUUCUUCAUCGCUAUCUACUGACUCAUUCCUCCUUGUUCUGAAAUUGUUUAUAUCACGACGAGGAGUUCCUCGUCGAAUCUUCUCUGACAACGGCACUAAUUUCAGAGGCGCUAGUCGCAUUCUAGCAGAUGAAAUCGAGAAAAUAUCAUCUGGCACACUAAUAGAAAAAUACCCCGAAAUUGAGUGGACUUUCAUACCACCAGCAUCACCACAUAUGGGCGGAGUGUGGGAGCGCAUGGUACGAUCUAUAAAGUCAGUAUUGAUGGACAUAUUACCAAAAGAAGGUCUACGAGAGGAAGUGCUGAGAGCAACUUUAGCCGACGUCGAAAAUAUUAUUAACAUGCGCCCUCUUACCUACGUUCCACUGGAAUCAUACGAUAGCGAAGCAUUAACGCCAAACCAUUUCCUUCUGGGAAAUUCAAGUGGCAUAAGAGAGAAGGGUGAUUGCGAUGUUACCAAUCCGUCGCUGCUAAAUAAGAAAUUUCGCACAUCUGUUAUGGAUGUCACAAAGGGCAGCGACGGACAAAUAAAAAGCGCCGUAAUCAAAACUUUCAACGGCUUAAUAACACGGCCAGUAGUGAAACUUGCGCGCCUAGAUCUGAAAGUGAACCCCACGUCAGAGCAUGGAGAUCACGGAGGGGGAAAUGUUAGCGCGCAACAACCCUAA
Molecule: messenger RNA, 5070 nt
Organism: Bactrocera dorsalis (oriental fruit fly)
Lineage: Eukaryota; Metazoa; Arthropoda; Insecta; Diptera; Tephritidae
Exons: 4
Coding region: 1-5070 (1689 amino acids)
Biological process (GO): DNA integration
Molecular function (GO): nucleic acid binding
Source: RefSeq, a predicted model, not a curated record